AUGAAGAGAACACCACCGGCCUUGGUUCCACAGGCUUGCCAGCCCGGAAGCAUAAAGACCCAAAGACAAAGGAUAUUUUUUACCUAUGGAGAUAGAAAAAAGAAAUAUAGUGGCUAUCCAGCAUGGAUGUCACCCAAAAAACCAGCAGAAACAGGGUUUAUGGUCCAAAGCAAAAAUAAUCCUGCUCCAUAUAAGCACCGGAAUCACCAUGAAAUACCUACUGCCCCUUGCCCGAGAUAUAUUGCUCAUAUGUCAUCACCAGAUGCUCUGCAAUAUACCAGAACACUCAGCAAGAAGUCUGCUCAUCUCAAAGAAGCAUAUGAAAAGCCAAAUAAUAAAACUACCAGUAAAUGGGUUAUGUCAGGAUCAGCAAGAACGGAGUACGAAAGUGGAUAUGACAGGAAGGCCACCAAGAGGCAGAACCUACUAUCUGCUAAUCGGGAUGAAAAAGCAAGCAAACCAAUAGAAACUGCCUUACCUGGACAUGUAGUGCAUAAUAUUCCCAUGCAGCCUGUGCCAAGCUUAGUUUCCAGUCAUGUAGACCUUGAAGAGAAUACUGUUACUAAGCAAGCUGACAUAGCCCUGGAUGGGGAAAAUGCUGACCCAGUGAAUUAUAUGCCAAAACACAAGGAAGAAUUAAAUUGUACUCCAAUGCCCAUCUUUGCUAGCCAUUCUAAAGAAUAUGAACAAUGCAAGCAAACAAUGUCAUAUUGCUCUUAUGUAUCGAUCAAGCCUCCUGGACAUCCUAUAGAUGGCACCAGCACAAUAAGUGGAGGUAGUGAAGAAUCAGGUUUGUCUGGGAGAAAGUCUUCCUGCAGCACCAUCUACAGGUCUAGCAGCACAUCCAUAUCCCAGCUCCGUUCUUCUCUCUUAUCUCUGAGUGUGGGAGAUGCUUCAGGGUGUGAAGAUGCCUCUGGAACAUAUCCAGUAACAGAACAUAAAAAGCCCCUUUUGGCAGCCAGUGGAUAUUGCAAGAGCAUUCUGCAUCCUUGUCUAAACAGUUGCAGUUUCCAUGGCAAUACAGAGCUUCGCCAGACUUCAUCAUAUUCAAAGAUUAAAUGCUCAGAGGCUUCAAGGCUCGAAUCUUCUUUCGUUGAAAAUUUUUCAGAUUCAAACAGUGUAGAAGAUCCCAGCGGCAGAAGAUCUGAAAUGUCUGCAGUUAGUACUGGGUUACAGGAUACAUUUGAUGAACUUGAAAUGAUUAUUCCGCGCACUGGAUCCUCACUUUCUAAUUCAUAUUUGGAUUCUUCAUUAUCCUCAGAUCUUUGUAAAACUGCUGCAUCUUUAGACCUAGGGUGUUAUGAUAGCAGUGAAGAAUCACUGACUGAUGUACGACUCUCCCUACUUAAUCACUCAAACUGGGGACAGAAGAACCAUAACUAUGAAGGAAAUGACGAGUGGGAAGGAAAAACACAUAUGUUUUCAGACAUUCAUGCUCAAGGCCCCUUGCUUCUGUUUGCACCUGCUAUAGAAAGUGUUACUGAAACAUCAGAUACUUAUCCUAAUAAAAGAGUAGACGUUCAUCAGAAUAUGUACACAAUGUUUACAGACAUAGAAGAAAUGAAACUCGGAGUCCAAGAGCAAUCAAAUCAUCAAAGUGAGGAGGACUUUAGAGAAAUACUUCCCCAUAAAUCUUAUUUUCUUGAUUCAUCGUGCUCUUUGAAAGGUAGAGAUUCAAUGAAAAAUAUAUUAUUGAACAGGUUAGAUUUGCCAGCAUCCCCAAAAUAA
This is a messenger RNA of Xenopus tropicalis (tropical clawed frog), 1728 nucleotides long. RefSeq lists its product as uncharacterized. The coding region runs from base 1 to 1728 and encodes 575 amino acids. NCBI's taxonomy places the organism in Eukaryota, Metazoa, Chordata, Amphibia, Anura, Pipidae. The transcript is spliced from 9 exons. The record is from RefSeq and is a predicted model, not a curated record.